AUGUAGGUUUGAUGACUGCCACUAGAGGGUGUCUGAGGAUUUCGUUUGGAUCUGUUUCUAUAUAUAUUUUUUUAUGACUGCUUCCUUUUCCCCCACCCCUGUUCUGAAAAUGUCCCGUUGAAAUUAAAUUUUCUGCAUGAGCCUUGCUUACUUGGUUUUUGUGUAGUGUACUCACUGUAGCCUACCACAAGUCAUCUGCUUUCCCAUCUGUACCCACUGUGUCAUUUUGUAGGCAAGGCCUAAACAAAAAGUAGGCCUUGCAGGAUCCCCGGCCUGUAGUAGGAACUGUGAGGUGAGAGAAGUAAACAUGGCGGAAGCUCUGACUGAGGAAGAGGAGCAGGCUACCCAGCGGUUCCUGCAGGAGAUGAAUUCCUGGACUUCCUUCCACUCAGUAUCCCCGCUCCCCUGGGACGUUGCUGUGAAAUUUCUGAUGGCAAGAAAAUUUGAUGUCGUGAGAGCAAUUGAACUGUUCCACUCAUACAGAGAGACCCGUCAGAGAGAAGGGAUUGUCCAGCUGAACCCCCUGCAGGAGCCAUUGCUAUCUGAGCUCCUGAGUGGGAAGUUUACUGUGCUGAGUGUACGUGCCCCAACUGGAGCCUCCAUUGCAAUUUUCACUGCCAAGCUGCACCACCCAGCAAGAAAGAACAGCAGAGAGGUACAGCACACUGUACUCCAGGCUCUCUUCUACCUCUUGGACCGCGCUGUGGAGAGUGUCGACACACAGAGAAAUGGCCUGGUGUUUGUCUAUGAUAUGGGGGGCAGUCAGUACAGCAACUUUGAGCUGGAAUUAAGCAAGAAGAUCUUGAGCCUGCUGAGGGGAGCAUUUCCUGCCCGUCUAAAGAAAGUCCUCAUCGUUUCGCCUCCUGUCUGGUUCAGAGUUCCCUAUUCCAUCAUCAGUUUACUGCUGAAGGAGAAGUUGAGAGAGAGGGUUCACAUGGUGAGCAUGAGUGAACUUCUCCAGCAUUUACCUCCACAGUGUCUUCCUGAGUCUCUAGGCGGACUACUUCCAUGGGACCCUGGCUCCUGGAACUGCCUUCUCCUACCUGGCCGUGCAGGCAGGCCAGAUCCACUGGAUGAGGUGGUUUUGGUGCUAGAAAAAGGACAGAGAGGGAGUGUGCAUAGGCCUUUACCUGGAAGCAUGACACUGGAUCAGUUGAAAGAACACAUUGGCUCUUUAGGGAAACGUGGAGUGUGUGAUGAGUAUGAAGCAAUAAGAAAUGAGGAACCAGAUGGGUCUUUCACAGUGUCGCUAGCUGCUGUGAACCGUGACCGAAAUCGUUAUGGCGAUGUCCCAUGCCUGGACCAAACGCGGGUUAAAUUAAAACGUGUCAACUGGCAUGAUCGCUCGGACUAUAUAAAUGCCAGCUUUAUGGAUGGAUAUCUACAGAAGAAUAUGUACAUUGGAACACAAGGGCCCAUGGAAAAUACAUUCCAGGAUUUCUGGCAAAUGGUUUGGGAACAAAAUGUGUUGGUCAUUGUAAUGACCACCCGGGUUGAAGAGGGCAGCCAUCGAAAAUGUGGUCAGUACUGGCCUCUGUCCCCUGGCUCUACAGCUUUAUACGGCACUGUAACGGUCACUAACAUAGCCACUGAGAGCAAUCAGCACUUCAGAAAGAGCACUUUGGAACUCGGCAUCCGCCAGGGUCGGGAAACACGACAUAUAAGUCAUUUGCAGUUCCUGAGCUGGCCAGAUUUUGGGGUUCCCAGUUCUGCAGCUGCUCUUAUCCAUUUUAGGGAUGCUGUGAAGAAAGAGCAGAGAAGACUGAUGCAUGAACUAGGAAAUAAAUGGAAAGGUCCUGCAGGUGGUCCUCCCAUUGUGGUUCAUUGCAGUGCAGGCAUCGGAAGGACAGGUACUUUCUGUACUCUGGAUAUCUGUUUAUCCCAGAUAGAAGAUGUGGGCACCCUGAGUAUCCAGCAGACAGUUAGAAGAAUGCGCAAACAGAGAGCCCUGAGUAUACAGACUCCGGAGCAGUACUACUUCUGUCACAUGGCCAUCCUCGAGCACUUUGCUAGCUGACACCAGUACCGUAGCAUGUCCACCUGUGGCACUCCUGAAUGAAGGAAACGAGGACCAACAUAAAGUGUAGGAGGAGUCCUCAUUAUUUGUGGUUACUGCAAAAGCAGUAACACACAAGCUGGAGGCUCUUAGACAGAAGCAAUAAUAUUCAACAAUGUAACUGUAACUAUGAAUUACACAGCAGCAUUAUACUCUAUGCACUUUCACAUAACCACUAUACAAGUAUCCCACUACAGAAUACAACCACAACACGCCCAGCACAUACUCAAUUAACAUAGGCACUAUGUUAACAUACAACUGUUUAAAUAUAUGCAUGUGUACAUUGCAUACAUAAGCUUGGACAGUAUAUAGUGAUCCCAAUUACUAUCAGAGUAUAUAUUAAUUAUCACACACCUGCAUUACAUAUAAUCCAUAAAUGUAUAACUUUCAUAAAACAGUGGAAGGUAAUAGUGUUCAUUACUCAUUGUCUUCUUUGCACAGACCUUUUCUAUCUCCUGAAUGGGUUAGCAACCCAUAACUUCUGGCUCACAUGUUAUGGCCUGGUGAUAGGGCAUACAUGUACACCUCAAUGUAAGACAUAGCACUGGUCUCUGCAGUCAGUGUAAUGGAUUUGCUGUAACCAUUUCUAUCAAGUACAUAUGAUAUAUUUUAAUUGGGGAACCAGUGUGUGCAGCCAACCAUUACACACUACACCCAAACCAGAUCAUACAUUACUAUAUAGAAGGACUGAACACUCUUAUCACGCUGAACAUAAUUACAUACCAUAUGAUUUGUAUUGGUUUCAGCUAGAUUAUAUACAUAAUACAAACUAUACAUUUAUAAAGUUAUUUAGUUCUAUAUUAUUAUGUCUUGGGCCAAAGAAAUGGUCAAACCUAAGACGUGAUCAUUUGGAACCUACAAUUAUAAAGUACGGAAGGUUGAUUUCUAUCAGGAUGUGUGCUAUCCUGUUUGCAAUCAACAGUCCUCAUUAUUUCUAUUACUUGUAUAUAAAUGUACAGGCAUUUAAACUUGUCUAUGAAUACCUACAUGUAAAAUAUAUAUAAUGCAUACAAUAAUUUUAUGCCAUUUGUUUUGUAACUGGAAAGGAACAAAUGUCCCUUAUUUGGAAUGUAAACAAAACAAAAAAUUCCACACAAUCAUUAAAAUCAUAAAGUAUACGUUAUGAUAUUGAGUUGAACAAGAGCUAGUUGUAUCUUGUAUGUGUUUGUUACAGCUAGAUAUUAAACCUUAUUAAUAAUAUAAAAAAAAUGUAAUUGUUCACAAACCAAAUUAUGUGAAUGAAGUAAAAAUUGAAAAAACAAAAACAAAAAAGUAUAUUAAUGUUUGCAAGGACCAAUUCCAAGGGCUGAAUGUGUUAUGUAAUCUGUGGUGGCCAAGCCUGUAUCCUCCUUUCCUAUGUUCCUUGGUAGAUGGAAGUAUGACCUGUAUAACUUUCAUCUGGCCUAGCUACAUGUUCCAAUCAUUUUGAAAGCAUACAGGUGGUCAUUCCGAGUUGUUCGCUCGCUGCUAAUUUUAGCAGAAUUGCUAAUAGGCUAAAAUCCGGCAGUUCUGCGAAUGCGUAUGCACAGCAGGGCGCACGCGCUAAGCAAUUUUACACAAAACUAUGCUAUUUUACUCAUGAGCGAACAAAGCUUUUCAAUCGCUCUGCUGAUCGUAGUGUGAUUGACAGGAAGUGGGUGUUUCUGGGCGGAAACUGGCCGUUUUCAGGGAGUGUGCUAAAAAACGCAGGCGUGCCAGGUAAAAACGCAGGAGUGGCUGGGCGUGUUUGUGACGUCAAACCAGGAACUAAACGGACUGAGGUGAUCGCAAUCUAGGAGUAGGUCUGGAGCUACUCAGAAACUGCAAGGAAAUACUUAAUAGCAGAAUUGCUAAUCUUUCGUUAGCAAUUCUGCUAUUAAUAGCAGAAUUGCUAAUCUUUCGUUAGCAAUUCUGCUAUGCUAAGAUACACUCCCAGAGGGCGGCGGCCUAGCGUGUGCAAUGCUGCUAAAAGUAGCUAGGGAGCGAACAACUCGGAAUGAGGGCCACAGUUCCCUCUUUUUAGAGAGAGAAAGCAGGACCAAGCCGGUCACUCAUCCAACAGCUAGCCUCUUACCCCAGAACGUACCUCACCAAGACUGUCAUCUCUAACAUUGGCAUAAUAUGUCUCCUGCAGGUUAUCAACAUUUUGUAUAAUUGUACGUUUAAAAAGCAUCAUGUGUAAAGUAUUUUUAUGCUUUGUAUAGAUUCCAAAAUGUGUGAAACUUUAUUUUUUUAAUUGGAUGGAUGUCUUGUUACGUAGGUCUCUUUGUAGUCUCUAAAAGUGGAGGACUAUGAAAUUGUAUACAAAUUAUAUUUAAAUGUCUAUGCAAUUGUUCACCAUAUUCUAUUAAAAUGUAUCCCUGAUGUA
Pseudophryne corroboree (corroboree frog) is the source of this 4403-nucleotide messenger RNA. It is a transcript of the gene PTPN9, whose product is annotated as protein tyrosine phosphatase non-receptor type 9. The record is from RefSeq and is a predicted model, not a curated record. The coding region runs from base 308 to 2017 and encodes 569 amino acids. The transcript has 13 exons. Gene Ontology annotation, biological process: protein dephosphorylation. Gene Ontology annotation, molecular function: protein tyrosine phosphatase activity. NCBI's taxonomy places the organism in Eukaryota, Metazoa, Chordata, Amphibia, Anura, Myobatrachidae.